UAUACAAAAUUUUUUGUAAAUGUACUUUUUCUGCUAACAUUGUCCAAAACCGUAUUGGCAACAACGUCACUAUACCAAAUCUCUAAAAACUUUUAGCAGAAACCUCUAGAGGGCGUAAGUGUCUCUAUAGCAUUUAUGGAAUUCGCGAGGUCGCCGUACGCAACAGUGACAUUAUCCCAGUUGUAACAAGUGUGUGGAGCAAGUAGUAUACCACAAAUUGUGCAAAAGUGACAUUUUUUGUUUAGUGUCAGUUUAUCGAGUGCAUUAAAGGUCAAAAUGCGAAGAACUGACCUAAUUCUAAAGCUUGCUCUUGAAGGUCAAGACUCGCUAUCACAGAGGAAUGACCAAGAACAACAUUUUCCCGAUUUUUCCGUUCCCGAAGUAUCUUUAACACCAUCUAAAAUCACAGAGGAACUUGCACCUAGUAUCAAUGAGCCCUCUGAACCACCUACUUGCCUAUUAGCGGAACAAAGUCCAACAUUUUCUUUAAAGACGUCUGUGCAAUCAAAUGGCCUCAAGCUAUUAGAAACUGUUACAACUCCACCAAACCGAAGUACCAGUUUCAAAUCAACGGAAUCGGUGGACUUACCAAAAGCCUCAACAUUAUCGGCUUCAGGUUCAUCGACGUCUUCAUCUUCAUCUUCACGCUCUUCAACCUGCAGUUCAUCGACAUCAUCCAAGACAGAUCCAUUUAUGACCGAUGAAGAUGAAGAAUACUUAUUACCUUCUCAAGCCGUCAUCGAGCAAGAAAGCAGUCAAUCCUCUGGUAGUGAAUCAACUCAAUCGGAUCAAGAAAAGGAAGAAGGUCCUCCCAAAAAACGACGAAAGGGACAGAUUUCUAAAAAGAAAAUGGCUAAAAUCCUUCGGGACUCUGGUAAACAGUACAUUUCUUUAUCAAAAUCAAAGAAAAUCGUUGCUGCGAAAAAAAUGGGUCCACCUUGCACUUCAAGAUGCCGUCUUAAAUGUUCAGAAAAAAUAAGUGAAAAUCAGAGAGCAAACAUUUUUCAAAGCUACUGGAAUUUAGCCAGUUUGACAAGACAAAGAGAUUUUAUUUCAGGCUGCAUGAAAGUGAUUUGUCCCAAAUAUCAAUAUAAAAUGAUUAACAGCAAUCGCAAAUCAAAACAUGCCUUUCAUUUCAAGGUAAACUUGGUCGAAACACGGGUAUGUAAAGUAUUUUUUAAGAAUACUCUUGGUAUUAAUGACCGGCCCAUUAGAACAGUUAUUGAUAAGAUUAACAGUGAAGGUGUCGUUGAGCCCGAAAUGCGAGGAAAACAUGGCAAACAAACAAAGAUAAGUAAGGACACAAUAACUGGAAUAAAAAAACACAUAGAAUUAGUGCCACGAAUUGAAAGUCACUAUUUAAGGAAACAGACAACUCGAGAGUUUAUAGACGGCGGAAAAAAUUUGAUGGAUUUGUUUAGAGACUACAAAGAAGAUUGCUUAAAAGAAGGUCGUCAACCAGCUCAGUUCCAUAGCUAUAGAAAAAUAUUUAAAACCGACUAUAACAUCAGUUUUUUUGUACCGAAGAAGGACCAAUGUGAACUUUGCACUUCGUAUGGUAUAGCUGAUGAAAAACAGAAGUUGGAGCUUAGGGAGAAGUAUGAAAACCAUAUUUUAGAGAAAGAUUUGAGUCGAAAAGAAAAAGAGGACGAUAAAAAACAAGUAAAAAAUAAUUUUAUUGUAUCAUGUUACGAUUUACAGGCGGUUUUGCCCUUACCCAAAGGUGAGGUUUCUACCUUUUACUACAAAUCCAAAAUUAACGCGUAUAAUUUUACAAUUACUGAACUAGCAAAGGAUAGCUGCGAAUGUUUUGUUUGGAAUGAAGUUGAAGGACUCCGAGGUGCCAACGAAAUUGGGUCUUGCGUCUUGCGUUAUUUAAAAAAUAAGUCAGAGGCUGUUAACAAUGGUGAGUUGGAAAUCGUGUUUUAUUCCGAUAAUUGCUGUGGUCAGCAGAAAAACCAAUUUAUAUUUUCCAUGUACAUGUAUGCUCUGGCAAAUUUAAAAAUAAAGAGCAUUACCCAUAAAUUUCUUAUUGCUGGUCAUACGCAAAAUGAAAACGACUCUGUUCAUUCCGUCAUUGAAAAAGAGGUUAAAAAAUGUUUAAGAUCUGGUCCAAUUUAUGUACCUGAGCAGUUUAUCGGAAUAAUCAGAACUGCGCGAAAGAGAGGAACUCCGUAUAAGGUCAACGAGUUAUGUUACAAUGAUUUUUACGAUUUAAAAGAUUUGGCAAACGAGUGUGGCAGUCGGUUUACUAAAAAUACUGAAGGGGGAGUUGUGAAAUUAAGUGAUAUAAAAAUAAUUAAAUUUGUAAAGUCAGAAAACGCACAACUCCAGAUAUUUUACAAAACUUCAUACGGAGACCCAAUUUUUAAGGAGAUCAACUCUUCGGCGCCUCGUUCAACGCGUCAGAGUCGAAAAAAUUUUCAAUUAAAAAAACUUUACACGGCGAGGCUAGAGUUAGGGGAUCGAAAAAAACACGAUCUCAAGAGUCUCAUUGAUAAUAGCUUAAUACCUCAAUGCUACGCCCACUCUUUCUAUAAUAGUAUUAUAGAUUGAAGGCCGUCUUAUAACUUUUUUCGUAGAAAACAUUUUUUUUCUCUAAACGUUGUAGGUAUUAAUUAUGAAGAAUUUUAAUUAAUACUCACCCUUAUUUGAGUCUGAUUAGGUUUAAGUUUUUUAUUACGUUUUUGUCGUGGUUGUAUUGAUAUACAGUGAGUCUAGUUUUAUGUUUCACUGUUUUUGUACCUGCCAAGACCUAACUACUUACCUCCUUUAAUAGUUUAAUAAAACUGUUGAUAAAAUAGCUUCUUUGUUUUACCUUUCUUUUGCCCAUUUAUGUGAAAAAUGUAUUAUAACAAAAUUGUUCAAAAUUGUGUUUAAAAAAAACGGAAUAGUGACACUAUAAACUAAGUCAAUAAAUAAUAAAUCAAUAUUCAACUUUUUUUACUUCUAGUUGAGUCAAAGUCUAAAGAAAAACAUUUUUUUAUCCUACCAUAAAAGUUCUAAGUUUAUUUUUCACAUAAACUUGUAUUACUUAACUUUUUCUUUAACUGCAAAUUUUAAAAUGCUUCUACUGAACAGUUUUGCUUUUUGGUAUAGUGACGG
Molecule: messenger RNA, 3105 nt
Organism: Sitophilus oryzae (rice weevil)
Lineage: Eukaryota; Metazoa; Arthropoda; Insecta; Coleoptera; Curculionidae
Exons: 2
Coding region: 277-2556 (759 amino acids)
Source: RefSeq, a predicted model, not a curated record